UGCGUUGUGUGGUGCGUGUAAUAGCUUGUCUGUUCGAAUUGAUUUCCGUUUCCGUUACCGUUUCGGUUUCCAUCUCCUUCCUCCGCCGCAGAGAGCGAUGUCUUCUGCCGAGACGGAGAUGGAGCCACUGACGUCAGGUGCCAGCAACCGCAUAAUUCCGAUUCUGAAAACCCUCAGGGCCUCGCUGAUCUUCGUUUACACCUUCUUCCUCUCCUUCAUCUUGUUCGUUCUUCCCCGGCGCCGCCGUCUAUCCUCUCCGGCAUCGCUGGCGGCGGGGCCCUCUUCGCCUCGGAAGCAUUUGAAACGCCGGUGGCUGGUCCGGGAGGAAGAGGACACCUUCAGAAGAAGAGCGUUGGCAGAAGACGUGGGAAUGGGCCACGACGACGGUUUCUGCCGGUGGACCACUUCUAUCUUCUAUGGAGUUAGAAAUAACGCUCUGUUUUGCCGGUCGUGGUUCCCGGUCUCCUGUCAUCUAAAAGGCAUUCUUAUCAUCGUUCAUGGGCUCAAUGAACACAGUGGAAGAUAUGCGGACUUUGCUAGGCAAUUAACAUCAUGCAACUUUGGUGUCUAUGCAAUGGACUGGAUAGGGCAUGGAGGGAGUGAUGGAUUGCAUGGUUAUGUUCCUUCUCUUGAUCAUGUGGUUGCAGACACAGGGGCUUUCCUGGAAAAGAUUAAAUCAGAGAAUCCUGGGAUUCCAUGCUUUCUCUUUGGUCAUUCCACUGGAGGGGCUGUGGUUUUGAAAGCGGCUUCCCACCCUCAUAUUGAAGUAAUGGUGGAAGGAAUUAUACUAACCUCACCAGCUUUGCGUGUGAAGCCGGCCCAUCCAAUUGUUGGUGCUGUUGCUCCACUUUUUUCUCUGGUAGCUCCGAAGUUCCAAUUUAAAGGAGCAAACAAAAAGGGCAUUCCAGUUUCGAGGGAUCCAGCAGCUUUGUUGGCGAAGUACUCUGAUCCUUUGGUCUACACAGGACCUAUAAGGGUCCGAACUGGCCAUGAAAUAUUGCGGAUAUCCUCCUACUUAAUGCGAAACUUCAAGUCUGUGACAGUGCCAUUCUUUGUCCUGCACGGAACAGCUGAUAAGGUAACUGAUCCACUGGCCUCCCAAGAUCUAUACAAUAAUGCAGCUUCAGAGUUCAAAGACAUAAAGCUUUAUGAUGGCUUCUUGCACGACCUUCUGUUUGAGCCUGAGCGUGAAGAGAUAGCUCAGGACAUUAUCAACUGGAUGGAAAAGAGAUUAUUUACUAUUUAAAAAUGCCAAUAAUUGGGGGUUAAUAGGAAAGGCAAGACAUAAGAGAAAAGGAAAGAAAGAACGGGAUGCCAUGGUUUGCUAAGUGUAGAAAAUCGAAGUUAUCCCGGGAAAGGGAUGGCGGAAUCAUUCAUCUUUUGUUUUAGGUGUUAGAUAUAUAUGUAUGUAUAUAUAUGAGUAUGUGUGGGGAUCGUUGUUCCGUGGUGAACCUUGUACAUUAAUAGACUUAAGUUUGAGUAGUGUUUUCAUCUCUCUAGUUCCCGCAUUCUUUCAAUUUGUGAUCUGUGUAAUAUCUUUCAUAGUUGCGCUUUUUUUUAUGC
This is a messenger RNA of Gastrolobium bilobum, 1563 nucleotides long. RefSeq lists its product as uncharacterized. NCBI's taxonomy places the organism in Eukaryota, Viridiplantae, Streptophyta, Magnoliopsida, Fabales, Fabaceae. The coding region runs from base 98 to 1246 and encodes 382 amino acids. The transcript has 7 exons. The record is from RefSeq and is a predicted model, not a curated record. Gene Ontology annotation, molecular function: lipase activity. Gene Ontology annotation, cellular component: membrane.